This is a messenger RNA of Rhizophagus irregularis DAOM 181602=DAOM 197198, 833 nucleotides long. The record is from RefSeq and is a predicted model, not a curated record. Lineage: Eukaryota; Fungi; Glomeromycota; Glomeromycetes; Glomerales; Glomeraceae.
CAUUUUUUUACAUAGAAAUCCGCAGUUAAAUACUGUUUUUUUUUACUUACCCUUUUUUACGUUUGUUAACGCUCGAGAAGAAAGAGGACCACUGGGUGGCCUCUUAUGGAAAGGUUCUUCUCCUUAUUACCCGACCUCUGAAAGAAGUUUUUAUAAUAAAAUAUUUUUUUUAUCUCACACCCAUACAACAUAUUGAAAAAUAUGGCUUCUUUUUUUCCUAAACAUAUUUCCUUGGGAAAAUUUUCUUUCGAUGUCUCAUUCCACAAAUUUCACGUGACUAGACCCAAACGGGCUGGAUGUAACAAGAUUUAUGAAAUCAGGAGAUCAAAAAGUUUCUUUUUUGAGCUAGUCGAUCCCUCAACAAACACCAAUGAUAUUCAUCUUAAAAUACACACAAAUGAUUAUCACAUGAAAUCGACCCCUAUUAGCUACUCUUCCACCUGUAGCUUUCCUAAUCUGAAAUACCAGAUUAGUAAGAUGUUACAACUUUUUUUUUCCCAUCAAAAAGUUAUCCCCCGAUCUAUUCAAAAGAAAUAUUUUAAUCUUAUUCGUUCCAAAUUACUUGAUAGAUAUUUUCUUAUCAAAUCACGUGCUGACACAGUCACACAAAGAAAUUCCCGCACAAAAACUUUCUUUAAUUUUUCUUAUAAACGUUAUCGUUUUUACUUUGGUAUUUUCACACCAUGUAACUUCUCCAUUACUCACAAUUUUGGAAGUGAACACACACAGUUGUGUAGUGUCCCCUCUCCCUUCAUUAUGUCUCAUAAUAGACGAGCCUGCAUUUCUCAUCAUAAAAAUUUAGACAUUUUUCAUAAUGUCAAGAAACACACCCC